AUCAGCUGGAAAACAUUGGCGAGCCCGGUAAACUGAGGUUUUGGGGGUUUUUUUUACAGGUUCGUGUUUUAUGUUCCCGCAAAUUAAAAAUUUGCAAUUUUUGUUUGACGUUUAGUUGUGCAGUACUGCAGUGCCAAUGUGCCAUACAUAACAGGCUACGAUCGCACUACGGUGGCCGCCGACUAAGCCACUGCUGCCAAAUUCACUAAUCCACCAAUUUAUUUGGCAACGCUGUAUAACGUACGCUUCUUGUCGGAACGUCAUUGAAGUUUGGUGGUUAGUCGGUGAAGUAGAAUACAUCCGCUAAGGUUUCUAUAAAUUUGGAUUACGACAUGGGUGUUCAAGUGGAAACCAUUUCACCUGGGGAUGGGUCAACAUUCCCCAAGACUGGCCAGACUGUAGUUGUACACUACACAGGUACACUUCAGGAUGGAAGCAAGUUUGAUUCUUCUAGAGACCGUGGAUCCCCAUUCAAAUUCAGAAUUGGAAAAGGUGAAGUCAUCAAAGGAUGGGACCAGGGAGUUGCACAGAUGAGUGUUGGGCAAAGAGCUCGUUUGAUUUGCUCUCCAGAUUAUGCUUAUGGUUCCCGAGGACACCCAGGAAUUAUCCCACCCAAUGCUACACUGAUCUUUGAUGUGGAGCUUCUAAGAGUUGAGCCAUAAACUCAUUUUAAAUAUUGUGUGAUUUUUAGCCUAAUUCAGUUUGCAUCUAUCAAUUUGAUAGUUUGCUGAUUUUAAAUGUGUGAAGGCUUAAUCUAGACACAAUACAAUUGAAAAUCCUUGAAUGUAA
This is a messenger RNA of Daphnia pulex (common water flea), 789 nucleotides long. RefSeq names its product peptidyl-prolyl cis-trans isomerase Fkbp12-like (gene Fkbp12). Gene Ontology annotation, molecular function: peptidyl-prolyl cis-trans isomerase activity. The coding region runs from base 333 to 662 and encodes 109 amino acids. Lineage: Eukaryota; Metazoa; Arthropoda; Branchiopoda; Diplostraca; Daphniidae. The transcript is spliced from 7 exons. The record is from RefSeq and is a predicted model, not a curated record.